GAUAGAAGGUAAAAGUCAAUAUACUAAGGAGUUUGCAUUUAUAUAAUGCAGAAAUCUGUUUGGAUUCAGGAAAACUAAUAUCUGACAUUAAGACAUGUUUAGGAAGUGGUAAUGUAUAGACUAAAGAUAAAGGAAGGUAAUCGGGGAAAACACACUGAUCUCAUCAAUCCCCAUUAUCUCUCAUUUUAUUCAUUCAGUGCUAUGCUGGAUGUGUGUAUUGUCUGUUGAAGAGAAGCAAAAACAGUGAGCUCUCUCUGGCUGCUCUCAGAUUUAGUCCGAAUGAAUGCAAACUGUCACGUGGGACAUAGCCAAGCAAUGACGUGAAAUUCUGCUCCGUCAGAAGACAGCAUCUGUCAAAAGCCCACAUUUAAACUGCUGCCUUCCUGUGCAGCAGCUGAGGAACUACGGAUUGGAUUUUUCUGAACAAAACCUUCAGCUAAAUCCCUUUUCUUCCUCACAUCUUUCAACUCAUCCUUUUUGGUUACUGCCUAGCAACAAUGAAGAAAGUGGGCUAAAUCUUAUUAUCAAAUGCCGGAGAACAGCUUCUGAUUUUAGCUAGUUCUUGCUGCUUUGCCUCACAUCGCCACUAGAAAUAUGGAUACUGAAGAGAGAACACAGCACUGCAUUGUCCAAGAAGGGAACCACCAACUGUAAAAGCUUCAAUGCUUCUAUUGUCAGCACUAGCAGACAAUGUCUGCAAGGAUGGAAACUAGAAGUGCUGCUUCCGUCUCUUGAGAGUUGACCACAGAAAAAUCAAGAAAAGAAGGCUGGUGAUCAGGGAAGGAAGCAGAGCAGGAAGCAUACAGAUGGACACAGUGGAUACCUUUAAAAGCAGUCUCGGGCAGUAGGCUGUUGGGGGGAGGGAGAUUAAAGCAUGGCUGAUAGCAUCUUUUUGGCUGAAGGGAUGGUGUGCCAAAACUACUUGCAGUGGGCUUAAUCUUUUCAUGCUACAAAUGGCCUGAACAAGGAAGAGCUCCCCAGUCACUAGCCAUCUCCCUAUAAAAGACGCAAGAUGAAUUCCAGGAAAUAGCAGUGGAUUCCAAACAAAAAAGCUCUUCCUUCAAUCACUCAUAUCCAUUAUUGGAUACUUACAACAUGCUUCAGUGGAGAAGGCGGCAUUGCUGCUUUGCCAAGAUGACCUGGAAUACCAAACGGUCUCUCUUUCGCACACACUUCAUUGGUCUAUUUUCUCUUGUGUUCCUUUUUGCUAUAUUUCUGUUUUUUAAUCACCAUGAUUGGCUGCCUGGGAGAGUUGGAUACAAAGAAAACCCUGUGGCAUAUACUACACGGGGAUUUAGAUCAACAAAAAGUGAAACAAACCACAGCUCCUUAAGGACCAUUUGGAAAGAUGCAGUUCCUCAAACCCUGAGGCCACAGAUGAUUAUUAAUCCCAAUGAUACGGGAAUGUCACCUCAGGGAGUUACUGGUUUAGAGAACACACUCAGUGCCAAUGGGAGUAUAUACAAUGCAAAGGGAAUUGGGCAUCCAGCUUCAUAUCAUUUUAAAUACAUCAUCAAUGAGCCUGAAAAAUGCCAGGAAUCAAGUCCAUUCCUAAUACUUCUUAUAGCUGCAGAACCAGGCCAGGUGGAACCUCGGCAAGCUAUCAGGCAAACCUGGGGAAAUGAAAGCCUGGCACCUGGGAUUCAAAUAGUUCGGAUUUUUUUGCUAGGUUUAAGUAUUAAAUUAAAUGGAUACCUUCAGCAAGCCAUCCUAGAAGAAAGCAGGCAAUACCAUGAUAUUAUCCAACAAGAAUACUUGGAUACUUAUUACAACUUAACAAUUAAAACACUCAUGGGGAUGAAUUGGGUGGCCACUUACUGCCCAAAUGUUCCAUAUGUUAUGAAAACUGACAGCGACAUGUUUGUAAAUACAGAGUAUUUAAUACACAAGCUUUUGAAGCCAGAGCUGCCUCCCCGGCAAAAAUACUUUACUGGCUAUCUAAUGAGAGGGUAUGCACCUAAUCGGAACAAAGACAGUAAGUGGUACAUGCCACCUGAUCUGUACCCAAGCGAACGCUACCCUGUAUUCUGCUCUGGGACUGGCUAUGUGUUUUCUGGAGAUUUAGCGGAAAAAAUUUUUAAGGUUUCACUGAGUAUCAGACGGUUGCAUUUAGAAGAUGUAUAUGUAGGCAUCUGUCUUGCCAAACUGAGAAUUGACCCAAUGCCUCCACCCAAUGAGUUUAUCUUCAAUCACUGGCGGGUUUCUUAUUCCAGCUGUAAAUAUAGUCAUCUAAUUACCUCCCAUCAGUUCCAGCCUAGCGAACUGAUCAAAUACUGGAACCACUUGCAACAGAAUAAGCACAAUGCCUGUGCCAACACAGCAAAAGAAAAAGCGGGGAAAUACCGUCACCGUAAACUGCACUAGAAAGGACUUUUCUAAAAAUACUGCAAAGUGUAAAAGACAAAUCCAGUUGAAAGCAUGUACAUACAGUAGGGGGGAGAAGUGAUGUGCUCAAAAGGGAGAUAUUUAAGAUAAAGCACUUAAUGUGUGAAAAUUAUUUUUUUAAUUUAAAAAAAAAUUAUCUAAUUCUUUAAAAUAUUACAAAGGAAUAUUAACCAAAAGGUUUUCAAUGGCAGGAAAAAAAGAAAAGGCAGUAUCAAGAUAUUUGUGUUAAUGUGCAAUAAUAAGCAUGCACAGCUUGGUGGUACAAUUGCUAUUUUAUGUGCCAAUAAAAUUCACUACGCAAAUAUUCUAUAUUAAUUUUUAAAAGAUAAAAAAACAAUAAAAGAGUGAAAAACAUAGCUGAAAAAAUACAAAUCAAUUUCCUCCCACUGACUGAAAUUUCAGCUGAGUAUACAUAAUUUUCAAAUAUGAUUUUAUGUGGCAUUAAUGCUAUCAGAGAUUUUUAAAAAAAACUCCCUUACUCCAAUAGAGAUAGUAUCAUGGAAUAAGAACACUGACAAUUAUGUAAAAUAUAAAAUCUCAUACAGAUUACAGCUUGCCUCAUAAAAAUAUUCUUAAUGAACUGUUUUCUUGUAAAACAAGUCCUUUCAAUAAUGAAAACACUCCAAGAUACACCAUUAUUUCUUGACAAUUUUUAUCAAAAUAGAAAGGAACUACUUUUAGAGACUACAGUGAGAA
Molecule: messenger RNA, 3081 nt
Organism: Pseudonaja textilis
Lineage: Eukaryota; Metazoa; Chordata; Lepidosauria; Squamata; Elapidae
Source: RefSeq, a predicted model, not a curated record